Molecule: messenger RNA, 1643 nt
Organism: Camponotus floridanus (Florida carpenter ant)
Lineage: Eukaryota; Metazoa; Arthropoda; Insecta; Hymenoptera; Formicidae
Product: rac GTPase-activating protein 1-like
Exons: 7
Coding region: 240-1142 (300 amino acids)
Source: RefSeq, a predicted model, not a curated record
CAUCACCAAUCUCUAUAUAUACACUCAACAACGUCUGUACUUCUGAAAAACAAAGAGAGAGAAAAAUAUAUUUUGUUGAGAAUCUUUUAAAUAAUUAAUUAUAAUUAACUAGAAAUGUCCUAUUAUAUAACUGUUUGGCAAGAUUGAAAGAUUUGAAAGCCACAUAACUUUGUGUCGCUACCCGUGCAAUGAAAAAAAGAGCAUUAGAUAUUUGACAGCGAGAUUUACGAAACAACACAAUGUCAUCUUUGGUGAGCAACAAUGAGGUACAUGGAGUUGCUACUAAUGUGUCGCAAAUGAAACGUCUACCUUUGCAAGAAUAUCAACAACUUUAUCUAGAUUUAGACAAGGCUCAUCAAAAUAUUGCAAAUCUUAAUCAGAAACUAUGUAACGCUAGAAGAAAUUUGGAGGAUGAAAAACGUAAACGUCGAGUAGUUGAGCAUUAUAAAAAUUUAUUGGAAAGUCAAAUUAAUACAGUUAGAAAAGUGUUAUUCCAUGAUGGAGAAGCGAGCUUGGACGAAGAAAUAAGAAAGAAAUUACAAUUUCUUAUCAAACCUACGUUUGAAUUCAAAAUGUGUAAUAAUCUACACGUCCAAGAGAAACAGUCCGAUGGAUACCUGACCACAAUAACAGAAAUGGAUUCGACAGGUUCGAUAUUAAGCGACUUGAAUUGUUUAUCAAAGUCGGAAGAUGAUUUGGACACCGAUAUUAUUAUACAAGCGCAAAAAAAUAGAAAAUGGAAAGAGUACAAACUUUACAAUGAUUAUUCUGUAAAUGAACAAUGCAACACAUUAGAUAAAGUUGCAAAAUUUAACUCAUCCGAUGGAGCAACAACUACAAGAGCUAAGGCAAACGACGAUACGUAUACUGCUUUUAAAAUCAAAGUUACAUCUAAUAAUGAAAAUACCGAUUCCAAACCGUUGAAUACAGAAGCGCUCGUGAAUCAUAACUUUGUGUCAAAGAUAGUUAUUAAACCAGAGACAUGUAGUUUGUGCAGUAAAAGAAUCAGAUUUGGAAAGAUAAUAUUAAGAUGCAGAGACUGCACUGUUGUGUGUCACGCAGAAUGUAAGACGCAAGUUUUUUCGCUUCCAUGUGGAAAGAAGACGGCAAUAUUACACAAUACAUCUAUUGUCAAACAGUAAUAACCAAUAAAACUUGAAGUUUGUUACUUUGCAGUGGAACAAUAUUGUGGAGAAAAAAAGGAUCCAGUUUUACAAUUUAAUCGAUUGAACCUUAUUAAUUUUACAUGUUCAUAAACGUAUAAUUAUAUAUUGUAAUGUGUCUCAUUUCAAAUGUUAUAUAUCAUGUUGGGAAUAUUUAAUAAACGUAUUUAGUAAAUGUAUUUAGUAAACGCUUUUACACGACUGGUUAUAAUUGUAUUACGGAUAAUUGAACUUUGGUUAUACUCCAAUAUUUAAAGAAGAAUAAUUCAUUUUGCAAUGUUGAAAAUCUUGUGUCUCUUUGUGUUUUAUAUAUAUAUGUAUGUAUUCUCCUCUUGAUGAAUCCAUUUACAUCUGAUUACAUUGGAAAUUUAGAAUUUUCAUCUCCUUAAUGAAUCAACGCACUAGUAGAGCGUAUCGUUUAAUAUUUCGAAAUAUUUAGUUUCAUUUCUCGUUCGAGUUUUUCGAGAAAUUACCUUUUUC